Messenger RNA from Metarhizium robertsii ARSEF 23, 1638 nucleotides. Its product is annotated as eukaryotic aspartyl protease. The coding region runs from base 1 to 1638 and encodes 545 amino acids. The transcript has 2 exons. Lineage: Eukaryota; Fungi; Ascomycota; Sordariomycetes; Hypocreales; Clavicipitaceae. Gene Ontology annotation, biological process: proteolysis. The record is from RefSeq and is a predicted model, not a curated record. Gene Ontology annotation, molecular function: aspartic-type endopeptidase activity.
AUGGUGUCUCUUCUGAUAACCUCGACCGUGGUUUCGCUUUCUCUGUCUGUACACGGGUGGCCGCAAGUACGUAAUGAAUCAAGGUUCUUUGGGGAGGAGAUUCGCGCGGAAAACAUCGUCGCGGCCAUGCCGUCCAGGGAGCUGCCUGUUGUAGGCGAGACCCUGUCCGUGGGAACGCUACCGGUGCCUCAGCUUUCGCAACGUCACGACGCAGCUGGGAGUCUUGAGGCCACACAAGACGGCCAAGACUCAUCCUUCAACUCGUUCCAGCAAGAUCCCAAGCAAGGGCCUCCCGACGGCGACAUCUCGCCGGGCCACCUGACGCUUCCUGUCCUCCAUGUCGAGAGACGCUUGGAUAAGAGAGACGUCGAGGUCCGGCUUGAGAACCGCUCAGACGUCGCCUACUAUGUCCAACUCUUUGCGCAACUCGACACGGGGUCGUUCGAGCUCUGGGUCAACCCGGACUGCACGAAUCUCCCCGCAUCCGCGGACAACCGGUUCUGCCAGGCCGUCGGGCAAUACAACCCCCUCCAGUCCUCGUCGUCGAAAGGAAGCAACCUGAGUACGGAGCUCCGGUACGGCAUCGGCUCCGCCCAAGUCACCUACUUCCUCGACGACAUUGCGCUCGUCAACUCGCGGCAGAUGAAGCAGGUGCAGUUCGGCGUGGCGCAAUCCACCAAGGACCAGUUCUCGGGCAUCCUGGGCAUCGGGCACGGCGUCGGCAUUAACACGGGCUACAAGAACUUUGUCGACCAGCUCGCAGACCAGGGCAUCACCAAGACCAAGGCCUACAGCGUCGCGCUGGGCAGCAAGGCCGACCGAGCCGGCGUCGUCGUCAUGGGCGGCGUCGACACGGCCAAGUUCUCGGGCAGGCUGGCGCCGCUGCCGCUGAUCCCCGGCAACAAGUCCCCCGACGGCGUGACGCGCUUCUGGAUAAAUCUGACGUCGGUCCAGCACACACCCGAGUCCGGGAGGACGGCCGACCUGACGGGCGCCACCAUGCCCGUCUUCAUGGACACGGGCGCCACCCUCACGCUACUGCCGCCCCGGCUGGCCAACGACAUCGCCAGGCAAGUCGGCGCCCGGGCCUUGGGCGACAGCGGGCUCUACACGGUGGACUGCGGCCUGGCCAGCAAGAACGGCAGCCUGGACUUUAACUUUGACGGCGUCACCAUCCGAGUUCCGUACAGUGAGAUGGUUCGCGAGGUUGCCGGCUUGCCCCCGAGUUGCUACCUGGGCAUCAUGCCCAGCACGUCCUUCGCGUUGCUAGGCGACACCUUCUUGCGGUCUGCGUAUGGUGAGUUUUCCCCCGUGUGCGCUGAAUAUUCGAAUUGGUGUCUAACAAAGAUGGAUCGGGGGGCAGUGCUGUUUGACAUUUCAAACAACAUGACAUACAUGGCGCCCUACGCCAACUGCGGCUCAAGGACACAAUCGAUCGAUUCGUCAACGGAUCUGACAUCGAUAGUGGGGACAUGUUCGCCGCAGCAAGUGAAUGAACUGUCGAAGCCAGUUGGUAGUGGUAGUCCGGAUGGAAACAGUGGAAACAACAACAAAGAUAACGGCGCAGGAUCAGCAAGAAUGUCCUGGAGUUGGUUUGGCGUUUUGGGAGUAUUUUCAAUGGGAGUUCUGACGCUGUGA